This is a messenger RNA of Bipolaris sorokiniana ND90Pr, 1311 nucleotides long. RefSeq lists its product as uncharacterized. NCBI's taxonomy places the organism in Eukaryota, Fungi, Ascomycota, Dothideomycetes, Pleosporales, Pleosporaceae. The transcript is spliced from 2 exons. Gene Ontology annotation, molecular function: translation initiation factor activity. The record is from RefSeq and is a predicted model, not a curated record. The coding region runs from base 1 to 1311 and encodes 436 amino acids. Gene Ontology annotation, cellular component: cytoplasm; eukaryotic translation initiation factor 3 complex. Gene Ontology annotation, biological process: cytoplasmic translational initiation.
AUGCCUGGCGCAAAGACGACCCUGCUCAUCGAGGGCUCCUUCGACGAGCUUACCGACGAGUUCGCACAAUACAUCGACAGCCUCAAAAAAUCCCAGGGCGAUGACAGCGCCGCCCUCCAGGCCGAGACGGCCGAGCUGCUCAAGGACAAUAAAAAGGAUGAAGUGCUCAAGAAGCUUGUUGUUGCCAGCCAGGCCCUCAACCAGGCGCCAGAGAAGGAGUUCAUUGCCGCCUACAAUCUGCUCAUCCACCUCGUAAACCAUUCGCCCAAUGUCUCCAUGUUUCUGCCCAAGAUGUGCCAGAACCUCAGCGCCCCCAUCUCGUCGUCGCCCUACAACGGCGGCGGCCUCGCCCUGUCCAUCCUGAGCACUAUCUUCAACACAACACAGCCUACCAGCGAGGCCCGUUACCAGGUCCUGCUCGCUAUCCUCCGUGUCAUCCGCGCCACCUCCAACUUUGAGACGCUACGUCCUCAGCUCAAGCAACUCGAUACCUGGCUCCUCGAGUGGAAGACGCCCGACGACGACGCCCGUAAGCUCUAUCUAGCCGUCAGCGAUGUCGCCGCCGACGCGGGUGAGACGGAGCAGGCAUACACAUAUCUGCUACGCGCACUACGCACUUUUUCAUCAGACCAGGCCUCGUCGCCCGACGCCCGUGACCUCUCACUCCGCGCGCUCAAGUCGGCACUCACCCACCCCCAUCACUUUGACUUCCAGGACCUCACCGACCUCGACUCAAUCCAGGCCCUGCGCAACUCGGACCCCGUCUACUUCCAGCUGCUUGAGAUCUUCAACUCAGACCUACUCGACGACUUCAACGACUUCAAGGACGAGCAUGACGGCUGGGUCGAAGAGUCUGGCCUUGACGGUACCGCCCUCAACCGCAAGAUGCGCCUACUCACUCUUGCCUCCAUGGCCGCCUCGGCCGGCCAGACACGGUCGCUCCCAUAUGAUAAGAUUGCAAAAGGCCUACAGGUGCCCCUGGAAGACGUGGAAAUGUGGGUCAUUGACGUGAUCCGCGCCGGCCUCGUCGAGGGCAAGCUCAGCCAGCUUAACCAGACGUUCCUUAUCCACCGCUCUACAUACCGAGUCUUUGGCGACAACCAGUGGCGGGAGGUAGCUUCAAGAUUAGACUUGUGGCGUAACAGUCUGCAGGGUGUCUUGCACGUUAUCCAGCAGGAGAAGCAGAGGUUCCUCCAGGAGAAGGAGGAUGAGGCCAACAAGGCUGACCAAAAGGCUGACAUGGCCUCGAGGUUUGGCGGCCGGGGCGGCCAGCGGAAGCAGCAGAGGGCUAUUGAUGAGGAUUUGGACUAA